Messenger RNA from Entamoeba dispar SAW760, 690 nucleotides. RefSeq lists its product as uncharacterized. Lineage: Eukaryota; Evosea; Mastigamoebida; Endamoebidae. The transcript has a single exon. The record is from RefSeq and is a predicted model, not a curated record. Bases 1 to 690 code for a protein of 229 amino acids.
AUGAAGAGAAUAAGAGUUUCUCAAAUUAAAACAAUGGACGAUUAUUUUAGUUCAGUUGGAAAUGUAGGAAAAGUACAAAGAGCUUGUGAAGCACUUGAAAAUAUUCAAACUGAUAUUGACUAUGAAGUUGGUUUACAACAAACCUAUGCUUUAUGGCAAGAAUCAUCAAAACUAGUAAAAGAAAGUUGUUUAGGUGAAGUAAGUGUUAGUGAGUUUUAUUACCUUGUUUUUAAGAACUCAGGAAUCCUUGAUUAUUGUUCAAAAAAGUCAAUUGAUGAAAUGAUUCUUAAAAAAAUGAAAGGAGUUAUAAUCAAUAAUUAUUCCGUUGGAGUUAAGUCAUUAGACAUUGGUGAUAAUGUCAUUGUUAACAUCCAAGUUAAGUUCACUUUUGCACCAAAUUCUAUGGUUAAUGAAUUAAUUUAUCAAUUGUCAGCUGAAUUGGAUUGUACUGGUGAAAUAAUAGAAAGUAAUGUUUCUACUUUUCAUCAAUGGAAGUGUCAGAUUACAAGUAUUUUCUUCAAACAAUUAGAAGAUGUGGAAUGUUUACUACUGCUAUUGAAUAAAAUUAUUCCUUAUUCAUAUGACUACUAUUCAAAUACUAUCCCUCCAUUGGUUUUUGAUCAACAAUUUGAAGAAGAGGAAGACGAAGAUGAUGAAGAUGAAGAUGAUUAUGACGAAGAUGAUUAUUGA